Adineta ricciae is the source of this 228-nucleotide messenger RNA. NCBI's taxonomy places the organism in Eukaryota, Metazoa, Rotifera, Eurotatoria, Adinetida, Adinetidae. The record is from the annotation of a GenBank genome assembly.
AUGCCGCCGUCGACAUCAUCGAACAUCACUUCAGCGCGACGUAAACGUCGUUCGAAUAAACAAUAUCGUCAUCGUCAUGAAUUACUAUAUGUAAUUAAUCAUCCGACUAUGGCUAAUGUUAUGUACUACACGAAACAUUUCUUUCUCAAAUCUGCAUUUGUUUUACUGGCCGAAAAUUUUGAAAUGGUUACAGAAUUCUACCAUAACAACACCGAUGGAAACACCUGA